UAGAUGGCGGUAGUGCGCAGCAGUCGGAAACACAGCAGACGAAGAAAAAACAGGCAUUCUAGAAUUAGUUGAUGCAAAGGGUAAUUUAGUUGUAAACGAAUUGGUGAGAUUGUGCUACCAGGGCCAUGUCUGAUACGGAAACGAAACCAUCUACAACUGACGGAGGGGACAAGAAGGAAGGUGGAGAGUAUAUCAAGCUGAAAGUAAUUGGGCAGGACAACAGUGAGAUACACUUCAAAGUGAAGAUGACUACAUCGCUGAAGAAGUUGAAAGAGUCCUACAGUAAAAGACAGGGUGUGCAGCCUGACAUGCUGAGGUUUCUCUUCGAGGGCCAGAGAAUUGCAGACCACCAAACACCCAAAGAGCUGGGAAUGGAAGAUGAAGAUGUAAUCGAAGUCUACCAGGAACAGACCGGGGGACUACGGAUUAACUAAUCUUGCUCUCUACUUUGAAACACGUUUCCUGCUUUAUUGGUUGUUAUUUUUAUAUAUAUUUUGAUAAGUGAUAUUACACAACUCUUUAGUUUGGCUUGUCUGGAUGGUUAUGGAGAGGGGUGGUUUAGAUCAAACAGUCAGUAGGGCCUCAUUCCAUUACUUGCCCUUGCACCCUCCCAACCCUGAGGUGUGUUUUUACCAUACAGCCUAGCAUUUAGGGUGGUCACUGGAUCCUGCAAUUCUGCUCUCAUUAUUUCAUCCAUUCUUUAGUUCCUUCCUUGAAUGGUUUGUACUGUCCUUCACCACUUAAAUCCAUCCAAAAAGUGCUUCUUGAAGGGUACAAGGAUGCAAGUGUAAGACCAAGGAGGUCUUGAGACCGGUUAGAGAGGCAGAGGUCCUUGUCCUGCUCUGGCCUUCGGAGGGUGUAUACUUAGGCUACCUCCUUAGGGAUUUCUUCAGUUAGUCCCCGAACUUUGUCUCAGAACAGUGACAAUGUGUAGAAUUUUCUAUUUCAACUUGAGCACGCUGUAUGUAUACAGUGUCCCUCACUGACAUCUUUUCAAGGCUGUGUAGUGUGUUUCCUUCCAGUCUGUGUUAUGGGAAGCUGGCUAGGUGAAGCCCCCUCUCUCCUGUUGAGUGCAAAUCAUCCUGCCGUGCUGAUUCUGUGAAUUAGUAUUGUCAUUGUAUUAUUUUUAUUAUUGUUGUUUUUUUUGUGUUGCUGGUUUUGUUUACCUUUUUAUUUCUCCUCAUAGCUGGUUAGCAUAGAUUAACGCUAAAAGUAGCACACUUAUCAGGGACUGUUGGCUAGACAUUCAUCUGAACCAGCAUAAAACCAGUUAAUCUCCUAGGUCCCUUGAGCCAUGAUCUGUCUAUAUUUAUGUACAUAAAAAAUAUGUAAUAUGUUUGCAUUGUGGUCCCUGUCAUAUUAGUUUUAAACGAAUUAACUUAGAGACGCGCAUUAUUUAAAGUUUCAUAAAGAACACGUUAGUCUCUGUCUGCCUCUGACAUCUGUUGAUGUACAUUCCCAGCGGUGGUUGUGCUGCAGACCUCGGAGAGUGUUGAACUUUGAACUCACAGGCUUUGUCUCUCUUUAAGAUAGAUCAGUUGGCGUAGACAUACUGACGGCUCGUCACCAUCUCUGCUGUAAUGUCCUUACAAUCAGCUCUCAUCAGUCAACCACGUGUAAUAUUGUAUACAAGAAAGUAUUUUAUAAGAACAAAAAUCAAACAGUUGUUACCCAGCUUGUAUAUUUUGUAUAUUCAUUCACUGUUUUGUUAUUUUCUACUGGAUCAUUACUACAUUUUGUUAAGUAGUUUAAGUUUUAGGAAAAGUAAGAGAGUAAGUUGGUCUGUUGUGUUUCUAGGUUUUUCAUCUCAGGAAUCAAUAUUGAGUUGAUUUAAAAAAAAAAAAGGCAAGUUGUCUGGCUGCGAUGAAACGCGCUCCACCAUGGUAGCCCAUAAUUGUCAAAUUUCUGGGUUUCCCCGGCAACCCAAGCACACAGCUAUGGCUUCAGUAAAACUAGACAUUGGAAUGGCCGUGAUGUACAUUAGGCUAGAAAACACUUUUUAAAGAAAAUAAAAAUGCUUAACAGA
Clupea harengus (Atlantic herring) is the source of this 2026-nucleotide messenger RNA. RefSeq names its product small ubiquitin-related modifier 1-like. The record is from RefSeq and is a predicted model, not a curated record. Gene Ontology annotation, molecular function: protein binding. NCBI's taxonomy places the organism in Eukaryota, Metazoa, Chordata, Actinopteri, Clupeiformes, Clupeidae.